AUGAUAUGGGAGUACUAUGACGGUAAAAUCCUUUUUUUGACUGGAGGAACAGGGCUCAUUGGCACCUCCAUUCUUUUGAGGCUUUUGAACCAAGCAACUCCUGAGCAUAUCUACGUGCUUUGCCGGGGCGGUUACUCAAAAGCUGAAUCAAAAUGGAACAACACGCUGCCGGCACCCAUCGCGAAUACUCUAACCCGAAGCCACAUUAUAACGAUUCUGGAUGGCGAACUAGGUGAUACAGCAACGAUGGAUCUCGACGACGACACAUUGCAAAUGCUGAAAAGACGGGUCCAUGUAUUCAUUCAUGCUGCAUGUUCAAUCGAGCUGAAAAACUCCCUUCGAGAACUGUCUUACACUAUCAUUGCGCCGACACUGUGUCUUGCAAAGUACGCUUUGAAAUUCCCGAAUCUGGAGAAGUUUGUCUUUAUUUCAAGCGCUUAUGUCAAUGCGCAUCUUUGGAAGACGAGCGAUUCUUGCGACGUGGCGGUCCAAGAGCGAGUGUAUUCCCUGAAUAGGAAGAGUGAAGACAUCCAUGAGAGCGCGCCUGAAGUUUGGAAAGAGGUCCAGAAAAACGGGACCUCGCAUGAAUUCGAGACGAACGACUUUCCAUGGCCAUAUGCGUACGCAAAACACUUGGCUGAGCGGCUGGUCCUACACCAGGCGUCUGAGAAAGGUGCCUUGGACAAGAUCCUCAUCAUUCGGCCGUCAGUAGUUGGGCCAGCUGAAGAGUUUCCAUACCAUGGCUUCACGACCUCGUAUUCGAGUCCAUCAACAGCCUGUGCAGCUGCCUAUGCCUUGCAUCCUGGUCGCAAAAUUGUCCUCGCAACACGUUGUGAAAACCCCGAUCAAGAGGCCACCAUUGACGAAGUCCCUGUGGACGUGGUCGUCGAUCGGCUUCUAUUGCAUACGGCUGUCGGGACUAGUGGGUGCAUUCAUGCAGUCAGCGGAGAGAAGAGGAGAUUGCGCUUGGAAGACUGGUGGAAUGCAUUUAAAACCGAGCGCCGUCUGCCAUGGAAUGUGAAGCCUAUCUGGACCAAGGAGGACUGGCAUUCUUCUAAUCUGCACCACAUGGCCCGAAGCUUCAAGAUAAUUGGGACUUCCUUCGCUUUUGCAGAAGACAAGACAGACCAAGUGGUUGAGACACUUAGUCCAGAAGAGCUAGGGCAACUCAAAUUGUUCACAGAUCGCUCUCAGCCUUAUCAUCAUUCGCUGAUCCACCGGAGACACCAUAUUCACCAUCUGGCUAAAGAGAUGGUAAAGAAGAAUAAAUUGCCGGUGCCAGUCUUUAUGAUUGGAUUAUUCUGUCGAAAAGGCAAGCCACCACAACACUAUCAAACUCAGAGCGAAAAAGUUAGUGUAUAA
Penicillium subrubescens is the source of this 1362-nucleotide messenger RNA. RefSeq lists its product as uncharacterized. The coding region runs from base 1 to 1362 and encodes 453 amino acids. The record is from RefSeq and is a predicted model, not a curated record. Gene Ontology annotation, molecular function: alcohol-forming very long-chain fatty acyl-CoA reductase (NADP+) activity. Gene Ontology annotation, biological process: long-chain fatty-acyl-CoA metabolic process. NCBI's taxonomy places the organism in Eukaryota, Fungi, Ascomycota, Eurotiomycetes, Eurotiales, Aspergillaceae. Gene Ontology annotation, cellular component: peroxisome. The transcript is spliced from 2 exons.